UGUACAAACACUCACCUCUCAUCCUCUAGUUCAACGAACGAUGCGGUGCGACGCUUCCUCUUGGCUCUGCGGGCGCCACGUAUCCGUAACAACAGCCGCACCGAUGAGAAGCGCCACCGGCCCAUCCUCCUUCUUCCUCUGCAGCAAGCCUACUGUCUUUUGCUGCACCGACGCUCCUAAAGACUCAUCGUCUACAUGUUCCGACACUGCUCGUCCGUGGUACAACCCCCUCAAGCGGCGACAGUCAAGUCAUGCUCCGGAUGUUGUACGCCAUUGGAUCCAAACCGAUAAUCAACAACCACUGUCUUCUCAAGACAGAUUUACGGUUGCUUCGUAUAACAUUUUGGGGGAUAGAAAUGCUUUCGCGCAUAGAGAUAUGUACCGCAACGUGCCUUCCCAUUAUCUCAAAUGGGACCGUCGCAAGAGGGUCAUAUGCGAUGAACUUGUCCAAUGGAACCCUGAUAUAAUCUGUUUGCAAGAAGUAGAUAAGUAUUUUGAGCUCUCGGAAAUUCUAGCGGAAGUGGGAUAUCUUGGGUCGUAUAAGAGACGCACUGGAGAUACCGUUGAUGGUUGCGCUAUUUUCUGGAAGGCUGAUAAUUUUCAGUUGUUAGAGGAACACAGCAUUGAAUUCAAGGGUUAUGGACUUCGUGACAAUGUUGCUCAACUCUCAGUUUUUGAGAUGCAGAAAGCCGAAUCAAGAAGGUUCGUGAUUGGUAACAUCCACGUGCUUUAUAACCCAAGCCGAGGGGAGGUAAAAUUGGGCCAGAUACGUUUUCUCAUAUCAAGGGCACAACUCCUCUCAGAGAGAUGGGGCAAUGCCCCCAUUGUCCUUUGUGGUGACUUCAAUAGCACUCCGCAGAGUGCAAUAUACAAGUUCUUGUCAACAUCUGAGCUGAAUAUCAUGUUAUAUGACAGAAGAGAGUUAUCUGGUCAGAGAGACUGUCAUCCUGCUCAAGUUUUAGGAGUCAAACAAGAAAUUAGCAGUCCACUUACACUGAUAGACGGAUUGUUGAAGCAUUGCUGGACAGAUGAAGAGGUUAGAGUUGCAACUGGAGAUGCUGAGAGCAAUUUAGUUGUGCAUCCCCUGAAGCUUAACAGUUCCUAUGCCACAGUGCGGGGUUCAACUAGAACACGAGGAUCCCAUGGCGAACCUUUAGCGACUUCCUACCACUCAAAAUUUCUUGGAACUGUUGACUACUUAUGGUACUCUGAUGGCCUUGUGCCCACUGGAGUUAUAGAUACCGUUCCAGUUGACAUUCUCCAGAGGAUUGGUAGCCUCCCUUGCAAGAAAGUGGGCAGCGACCACUUGGCCUUAGUUUCUGAGUUUGCCUUCACACUGGACACAAAUGGAGACAACAAAACAACUGCCUCAAGUAUCUGAACAACCUUGUCCAAGCAUUUAGAGAAGGAAACAAUUUUUUUGUCACACCAUGUAUGUUUAUCCCACAUAAAAUCUUUUGGAAGUAGAUCCUCGGAUCUUAUAUUUACUUCAUUAAACAAACAUGUUAUAGCUUGAAUAGCAAGUAAAAGGGAAUAUAAAGCACAGAUUGUAACCCA
Prunus avium (sweet cherry) is the source of this 1557-nucleotide messenger RNA. RefSeq names its product DNAse I-like superfamily protein. Lineage: Eukaryota; Viridiplantae; Streptophyta; Magnoliopsida; Rosales; Rosaceae. The record is from RefSeq and is a predicted model, not a curated record. Gene Ontology annotation, molecular function: 3'-5'-RNA exonuclease activity.